Messenger RNA from Zeugodacus cucurbitae (melon fly), 9286 nucleotides. It is a transcript of the gene bin3, whose product is annotated as 7SK snRNA methylphosphate capping enzyme bin3. Gene Ontology annotation, molecular function: snRNA binding; O-methyltransferase activity; RNA methyltransferase activity. The transcript is spliced from 10 exons. Lineage: Eukaryota; Metazoa; Arthropoda; Insecta; Diptera; Tephritidae. Gene Ontology annotation, biological process: snRNA modification. The coding region runs from base 2378 to 7138 and encodes 1586 amino acids. The record is from RefSeq and is a predicted model, not a curated record.
GUUCUUGAUAAAACAAGCGCAUUCGCCAUAGAACAAUCCACUUAGGAAUAUAGCUGCUUCGCUCACACUCACAUUGAACACCUUUCACAAGCAAACAUCGAAACGGCAGCCAUCUUUAUCCAUACUUUCUUGUGCCAGUGAUUUUGGUCCGAAAACAUGUGAGAAUGACUGACACAACCCAGUGUCAGCGUGAAUGCAGUAUACCAUUUUCUUUUAGCCAAAGUGUAAUCAGCAGGCAACGAAUUGACCACAACCAGCUGAAGACAGUCAGCGGCUAGAGCUGAAACGAAAAUUCAGUUUGUUUCCAGCCGUCGUCCCGUCAAUAUUAAGCUAAAAACUUUUAAUUCGCAAAGACACGUGUGGUCAGACGCAAGUGAGAAGUGAAUAUGAAAAACUUGAUAAGUCAACAAUGCGUUACUUGCGAAUGCACUUACGUCCAAUUUGACAUUUAAAGUGUGGUGAUUUAUGGUAUUUCUUUACAAAUUUAUAAGUGCGUAUAAAUAAUUUUGCCGUGCAAAAAAGUGUAGAAAAAACGAAAAAAACUGUGUGAAUAAUUAGUGCAAUUGUGUAUGAAUUGAUUUCGAGUGCCGUGUAUGCUUACAAUUACAUUUGGGUGAAAAUUUUCUUUUUUAUUACAUUGUAGUGAGCGAGAGCAAUAGCAGUAGCAGAUUCUUCGCGCUAGACUUUGGAUAUCGUCGUAUUUCGCUUGCACAAAAGUUUGUGGCGCGAUAAACGUUUGUAAUCGCGCUUCUAUUAUGCCGUAUUAGAAAGAGACAAAUAGCUACACAAGAAAGAGCACUCUGUUGCAAUGUGAUACUUUUCAUGGAUUUCGUAUCAAAAGUUUUUUUUAUAUGAGUUUAAUAUAUGCAAAUUGUUCGAGCAUUUCGCCCAAAGUGAUAUUUUAUGGUGUAGCACACGUAAUUGAGUAGCGGUCUUAAGCGCAUUCUUGAAUCGAACAUUUCAGGCUUUUAGACUUCUAAUGAUUGCACCCGACACAAACAACAAGAGCAAGCCAGCAAGCCAGUCAGUCAGCAACGUGAGCAAGCGACGGUGGUAAGAAGAGAGAGCUGAGGCACUGUGACAACAACAACAUUGGCAUGAAUUGCAAGCGCUUUAAAGAUUUUCUACAACAACUGAUGGCAGUCUGCCCAUACGCCAAUAUACAUAAAAAAUAGAAGAAGAAGAAGAAGCAGAAGCAUACAUUCACAGCUCCCUUAAAGCUCAGCGGUGUGCUGUGCUGUAAUCACAAAAUCAUCAGUGGGUGUAGUGUGGCAGCUGGCGGCGGUAGUGUCGUAGUCGCACAGACAGCGAUUCAGCGCAGUCACAAUUACUUUCAAGCACACACACAUACAGUGGACGACGAAAGCGGAAGUUGAUUUCAAGCGGAAGAAACGAAGUCAUCUAACGGAAGUGUGCGCGCACACAAAGAAAAGAAGAACAAAUAAAAUAACUGUGAAUUAAAAAAGUGAAAAAACAGACGAAAUAAAAAGGCUCAAUUUGGCAUUAAAACCUGUAUAAGCUAGCGCGCCAAAAAGUAGGCAACAGUUACAAGCCAAAUACGCGCCGUAAACGUGAGCGCGUCAUAACGUGAAUGCCAUUGUCGCGGAAAAUUUAAUUAAAGUGCAAAUAAGACAAAAGAAUGCAGUGAAAGGCAGAUAGAAAAAGAAGAAAAUAGAAGUAAAAAAAUAAACUCAAAACCAGUGACUUUAAAGUGUGCUAAGUAGCCUGACAGGCACUGCAUUGAAGCGUUUUAUUACUUAAGCGCGCGCUAAGCAAAUGAUAAUAAAAAAACACCGUUAUACGAGUGAGACAAAGUUCAGCGAAUAACAAAUAACAAAACUUCAGUGUCGUUAAAGUCGUUGCAAGCGUCAGCAUCAACGCGCGUAGCACGGCAUACCAUCGGUCAAUGUAAUUGAAUUAAAACGUCAAUGCCGAGUGCAAAGUUACGCUACAAGAAAGUGAAGAAGAAAAAGUGAAACAAAAACAAAAACGAAAAGCAAAAAAUCGCAAACAGUUGAACGCGCUAUAUUUACAGUUACGCGCAGUGUGUCGCAGAGUGUGUGUGUUGAAUAAGCGCUUAAAACUUGAUGCGUCAACAAUGUGACUUUACAAGAGUCGUCUCGUCUCGUCUCGUACAUAUAGAAUACUUUAAAGCUUAGGCAAACAAUAUAAAGCUUUUAAAGUUGUUUGUUGCAAAUUCGUUAUAUAAUUUAGCGCAGAAGAAACACCGACAAAUUACACACACAACAACAACAGCAACAGCAACAACUCUCCGCUCAAAGCAAACUGAAUUUGCAUAAGUAUGCAGUGAGAGGUCAAAUAAAGUGAAGCAGAAGAAGAAGAAACAGUGUUUGAACGUUUGAAUUGAAUUUGAACAAUGGAAACGCGCAGUAAGGAUGCUUGUCAAACGGCUGCUGCCGAUUCCACAACAGCAAUUAGUGCGGUGUCCGCAGCACAGAACAGUGAGAAUUAUGUGGAUUCGACCACAUCGCAACGACAACAACAACAAAUCGGCGCCAACAGUGCGCCACAACAACAACAGCAAGUGAGCAGCAGCACCACCACCAACGCCAAUGCCGCGCCGAAAACACGCUCACCAACGCCACCAAACAGUGGCAACAACAACAACAAUGCGGCAAAUAAAGCAAAACCACCACCACAACAACAACAGCAAUAUCAUCAGUUCCGUGCGCCGCAACAAUUUGUGCGCCAUCGUCGCGCCACCGCUCCAGCCACGCUGCUCAACAAGAAGGGCAAAACAUGGAAUAAGCGGCAACAGCGUGGUGCCAAACUACAGCAACAACAACAACUGCAACAGCAUAUGUUGCAAAGUGGCAAUGCCGUCGUGGUUGGUGGUGGUGGAGCUGGCGUUGGCGUCGGCGUUGACGCCGUUGUAACGGGCGCGUCUGCGGCGGCGAGCGCCCAAAGCAAGGCCGACCUCGAGAAUAUACAGAAUUUCAAGAAUCAGCUUGGCGCUCAUCAUUACUAUCAACAUGUCGGUGGUGCUGCCGCCGGUGGGGGACAUCGUGGCGUGGGUGGCGCGAAUGCCGCAGUUGGUGGCAGUGUUGGCGCCGCAACUGGUGGUGCUGGUGUCUCGGGCAAUGGCUUGCCACCGACCGCCAUAGCCAACCUAGAGAAACUGGGUUACGGCCAUGGUCAGAUGAAAAUGUACAAAAAGCUGCUGGCGCAUAGGGGCACCGGCAAUCAUCAUCAUCACGUGCUUUGCGCUGGCGCGGCACACAAUACCAUCGGCGGCAAUUCCAACACGAAUUGUUGUCUCAUCAACGGCUGCAAUGGCGGUCAUCCAAAUGGCAAGGACACUGCCAAUGGCAGCACAAACAGCUCACAAUCUGGCAGCGCUGCCGGCUCAUUGCACUUCUGUUGCACACGUUCGAAAUUCUUCUUGCCGGACAAGCGGGUGCGCAAAGAGACUAUCAUACCGCCCACUAAGUUCUUGCUUGGCGGCAAUAUCUCCGAUCCGCUCAACUUGAAUUCGCUGCAGAAUGAGAAUUCGAAUGCUUCGUCGAACAAUAAUACGCCGGCGACCACGCCACGUCAGUCGCCCAUCACUACGCCACCCAAAGUGGAGGUGAUUAUACCGCCGAAUAUACGUGAUCCAUUGCACUUGCUCGAUCCGGUCGAUUCGAUGGAGUAUGAAAAGCAGCUGACAUCACCGAUGAAGCGCGGCGGUACACGUGGCGGACAUGCACACCAUCACAGCGCCAAGCAUCGGCAUCGCAAGAAUCGUAAGAGCAAGCGUCGCAGACACGACUCUUAUCAGUCGUCUGUGGGUAGCGCCUCCAUUGGCGACAGCGACACAACCGCGCUGGCCAACAGCGCAAUGCCCACUGAAGCGGGUAACGCCAGCCUGACUUCGCUUUCGUUGUCCACAACACUUUCGGUCGCUUCGUUGCUAGAGAGCAGCAGCGGCAACACGAGCGCGUCGUUGAUGGAGGGUGUCAACAACAAUGUGAGCGCGACAGGUAAAAGCGCUCCAAUGGUGGUGAGCACCUGUGAGAAUGCGCCAGCUGAGUAUCUACAGCAGCAACAGCAACAACAACUGCUGGAAGAGCGCGUUGAGAGCGAAGCUUUGGAGACCGCCGCCGUGAGCAAAACGAGCUUCACUGAGGAACGACGUGAGCGACGAAACAGCAAAAGCACAUCGCCAGUGAAACAACAGUACUCCAGCAUUGUGAACUCAACAUUCUCUGGCACACCAAGCGUUGCGGGAGAAACUUUGCAGAGCGCUGGAGAGCCGCAAGCAGCAAGUGGCACACUUGCUACGGCAACAAAGCCUGGUGUGGAGGUAGUGGGAGGCGCUGCUGCUGGUGGUGGUGUUGGUGUUGGUGGCGGCGAUGUUGUUAUCGUUGGCGCUGGUGUCGGUGCUUUGUUGUUGCCGCGUGAGCGCGCCAAUCGAGAUUUGCGCUUGGAAUUGAAUUCGACAACAUUGUCGACGGCAAGCGGCAGCACGUGCGGCAACGUAAUGGCCGGAUUGAGCGGCCAUGGCGCGCUCGCUGGCAUGGGCAUCGGUGGCGGAAGGAAACGCAAGAUAAGCGAGAGCAAUAACUCGCAGAAGAACAAGAAAUUCCACCGCGAUGCUAUGGACAAGAUUGUCAGUCCCGUAGUACCGCAACCUGGCGCUUGGAAGCGUCCACCACGUCUUGCGGCUACUGGCGCACGCAAGCCAACGCGUCGCUCGACAUCAAUCAGCGAAACGGAUGUGCUGAGCCCAGCAGAUGACGUCGCCAAGUCUUUACUUAGCGAAGCCGAUAUAUUGCGCGUUGAGACGCCCGACUUCAGCAAGCUCGAAACCAUUUCGGAAGUUGGACUCGCCAGUCCGCUAAGCACCACCUCCGGCGCCACUUCGGUCGCUGCAGGUGAGCAGGAAUCGUUGAUGGACACAAGCGCUGGCGAAAACUCCACCACAAUGCCCAACGAGGAUGGUCUAACGGUUGUUGCUGCGGGCGCAAAGAGCGGCGCUAACGUCUCUGCAAGCUCGACUGCCAUUGUGCCGCUAACGAGAAUGCCGAAUUUCCGUGCCGAUGGCGUUAAGUACCAGUAUGGCAAUUACGAUCGCUAUGUGGGACUACGCCAUCUCAACGAGCUGGUGGAUGUGCGCCUGCAAGUGUUUCAACGGCACUUGGAGCUCUUCCAAAAUAAAGACAUACUGGAUAUCGGCUGCAAUGUGGGUCACAUGACAAUCACUGUGGCGCGCAACUUUGCGCCCAAAUCCAUAUUGGGCAUCGAUAUCGAUAGAAAGUUGGUGGCACGUGCGCGACACAAUCUCGGCUUAUAUGUGCUCAUACCGCCAGAGUCGGCGGUCAAGCCCGCGACAAGCACGCCAAUAAAUAAAGAUGCGGACGCUGUUGGUGGUGUUAAAAAAGAAGAGCCGAAAGUUGCCGUGAAAGAGGAGAAGUUGGCGACCGGCAGCGCUGUGUGCAAAAUAAAAACAGAAACUGCCAGCACAAAAGACACUGCCAACAAGGAUAGUGGCAAAGCAGCCAACAACGCAGCUGUUGCCGGCACGAAUGGGGCGAAAAAGACGCGUCGUCGUAAAAAGCGCACAUUGUCACAACAACACGCGCAACAACAACAACAACAGCAGCAGCAGCACACACAAUUCCAUCACCACCAUCAUCAUCAUCAUCACCAUCAUAUGCAUCACAUGCAUCACCAUCAUCAUCACAGUCAUUAUCAACAACAACAACAGCAAGCAUUGCAUGUACCUGCCACCGAUCUGUUUCCCGUGUCAUUUCCACUGACAUACGGUGGCAUACCAACAGUCACAGCUGGCGCCGCACACGACAGUCACUCGCCCGGCGCGUCCACCAAUACGCCCGGUCAUGGCAGCAAUGCCACACCGGCCAGCAGUGGAGGCGUCGCAAAUCGUAAGCGCAAGAAUGACUUCCCACGUAACGUUUUCUUUCGUCAUCAGAAUUAUGUGUUGGAAGAUGAGGCGCAGCUGGCCAAUGACACGCAGCAAUAUGAUCUCAUACUGUGUUUAUCGGUGACUAAAUGGAUACAUUUGAAUUUCGGCGAUGCGGGUCUGAAGAUGGCCUUCAAACGCAUGUUCAACCAGCUGCGACCCGGCGGAAAGCUCAUACUGGAGGCACAGAAUUGGGCGAGCUACAAGAAGAAGAAGAAUUUGACGCCCGAAAUCUACAACAACUAUCGCAACAUUGAGUUCUUUCCCAACAAAUUUCACGAGUAUCUACUCAGCUCUGAGGUCGGCUUCAGUCACAGCUACACGCUGGGUGUGCCGCGGCAUCUAAGCAAAGGCUUUUGUCGUCCCAUACAGUUGUACGCCAAAGGCGACUACACACCGAAUCACAUACGCUGGAGCGAUGCGUACUACCCACAGACACCGUUUGAAGCUUAUCGUGGCAUUUACGCCACAAUGCCACCACGUCCUGCGGGUCUCGCCUCGUACGCCAUGUCAUCGACACGCAGCCAGGCAUACGAUACACCGCACUACACGGGCGGCACCUCCGGCCCGUAUAGUUGCCGUCAAACACCCAUGUAUCAGCCCAUCUACAAUCCGCUGGAGACCGAUUCCUAUCUACCCUCCUACGACAUGGAAUACCUUAACCACAUGUACGUGUUUGCCUCGCCGCUGUAUCAGACCGUCUGGUCGCCACCCGCCAGCUUGCGCAACAGCUCCUCACACACACCUGUCUUCGGUAGCGUGCGUGAGGCCGAAUUGGAUGGCGAUGGUGGUGGUAGCGGUGGCGGCGGUAGCUACCAUCGUCACGUGUAUCCGCCGAAUGAAGACACAUCUUCGCCAAAUGCAAAUACGGGUGGCGCAUUCAGCUCGAUACGCGAUCCAGACACGGAUGAUUCGAAUCAGUUGCCAGCUGGUCGCAUGCAACAUGUGUAUGCGACGAAUUGUGGUGAGAGUUCAUCGUCGCCGCAGGUGCAACACAACAACGAUUCGGAUGCGUUGGUGGAGGAGGGUCUGUCGUUGGACGACGAACAGCAUGUGACGCAACCGGCAGCGCAUGGCGCACAUGUGGCGGCUGCGGGCAGCGGCGGUAGUGCGAGUGCGGUGAGCGCUACCAAUGGCGAGUUGUCAGCCGCAAGUGGUGGUGCUCUUGCAACGGAAGGCAAUCAGCAUUACUGUGAUUUAAAUGAUGCUUAAAAAUUUUCUUUGUUUUGGCGUAUUUUGUGUUUGGUAUAAAUUUCGGCGUAUCAGCGUGUGGAAUGUGUGGGCGAAAGUGUGAAAUGUAUAAAAGUUUUGAAAUGCAGUGCGGUAGUCAGUAGUUGGCAGCAUGUGUAAGCCUAAGGCAAACGCUUUAAAGACGCUUAUGAGAAAUAUUAUUAUAUAGAAUUAUUCAGUAUAUUGGCAUACGAAGAAACACACAAGGUAAAUAAUCAAAAAGUAAUUUCUAUUUUUUUGAACUGUUUUAUUUGCUGUAUGUUCAUAAAAAGUCGUUUUUUAAAUUCCAAUCUUAUAUUUACGAACCCGCGAGGUGUUUAUUGAUUGUAGUGACGCAAUUUGUGCGAGUUUUCGCCAUGUUCGAAAAAUGUUCGAAUUUUCGAAAAUGUGUUUUUCGACAGUAAAACUUAUAAAAUUGCGUUUUGUAACGGUAUUUAACAUGACCGAAUUUUCGAAUAUGGGUUUUUCGACGAGAACAGUCAUAAAAUUGAGUUUUAUAACGGUAUUUUUCUCAAAUAUUUUCUAAAUUUGCUUAGUUGUUGCAAAAUUUAUCUCAAAACUUUUUAUAUCACUAUUUACUGUUAUUUAUUUAAAUUUUUUUCUAUACCAAAUUUUAUAUUUCUAUCGAGUACAAUACUUCACAUCCAUAAAAAGGUAGCCUCGUGGUUUAGGAAUGUUUUCUACCAGAAAAAUCCCUAAAAGUGUUGAAAAGCAUUUGCUCAAUGUUAUAUAUUCUUUCAUUUCGUUUUCCCUACAUCAGCCUUCCCAUUCGAAAUGCGUGAAUGGUUAUAUUUUGUAGCAAAUAAUCUCUUAAGCUUCUUAAAAAUACCUAAAAAAGACGACAAAGCAAGUUGGUGCGCAAAAUAAAAGCGGCAAAAAAAAUCGAAAAAGUUUAUAAAAUCUAAAAAUAAAGCGUUCUAAUUAGUUUUAGCCAAAAAAGAAAGUCGUUAUUAGUGUUGAUUUAACUUAGGAGUAUAAUAUAGACAGACAUAUAUAUAGUUGUUGUUGCAGUCUUGGAGUCAUGCUUAGGUCGGCCGGCCGCUACUUAUUGGAAGUUUAUAAAAAUAAAAAUGUUUUUUAGUAUAAAAGUCUAUAUUAUGCAGUUAAAUGUAAAACAAUUAUAAAAAAUAAAUUUACAUUUAUUAAGUAAAAUUGUAAAUCUGAUCCGUAUUAUACUAAUUUGUUGAAAAUUUUUAUUUAUAAUUUUUUUUUUAAUUUUCACUUCCAAUGAGUUGCGCUGCAUGCCUACUGCACAUGACUGUACACAUAAAAAAUUAAACUAAGAAUUAUUUUUAGCAAAAAUAUAUUAGCUUAGUGUUAAACUUACUUAUAUCGUAACAAUUAUAGUCAUAAUUAUUUAUAAACAAGCAAAGCAAAUAUUUAACACAUAAAUAUUUGUAGAUUUUAUUUUUAGUGUAUAUUUUUCGCAUAUUUAUAUACAGCAACAAGCAACAGAAAAAAGAUAAAAUUAAGCAUUACUAAGUAUAACAACAACAAAAAAGAAAAAAAACAGCAACUUGCAUAUACGUAAACAUAUUUAGCAGGUAUUUGUAGCAAUUAAUAGAACUAAAGCGAAUCAAAAAUCGUAGGAAAAACAAGUUGCCAAUCAACAGCGCGCAGCAGCUUUGAGGACAAGCCUUAAUUGUAGAAAUAUAUAAAUUUAUUGAAGCCAAAACAUUUCACAGUUAAGUUUACCGUUUACAUAAGCCGUUUACAUGACCAGCACAAGUUAAACUUGCAAAGAAUUAAGCGAUUUGCGCUGCUCCAACACACUUUCGUUCUGCCGCAAUUAAAGCCUGUCUGCCGCUGCGCGCUGCCGGCCACGAUGGAAUACGUUGUAACGUAACGUAAACAAGGAAAUAUUAAGCUAAAACACAACUUAAAUGUCUAGUAAACAGCUUUUAGCAGCAGAUGCAGAAUAAGAAAAAUAAUUAAAAUAAAUUAAAUAUUUUUAACGCUUACAAUUUAUGCUGCUGCUCUAGUGUGUAGUGGUGCGCGUCUGUGUGUAGUAGUGUUUCUUACGGAGGCCAACUUAGUAACCGUUAUUAUUUUUAAUUUUAACUUUUAAUUUUAAUAUUUUAACUAAUGCGUCGCAUAAAUUAUAUAAAAUAAUAAUAAAAAAAAAAUGUU